AACGCUCUUUCGAUUUCUACUUGGGCCAUCCACUUCUCCUCCGUCUUUGAGUAUUUGUUCGCCAUGAACUUAGUUUGGAAGUUUGCCGAAACGACCGGCAACGAACGCUGGAAGGGACUAACGUGGGGCAUGCUGCCCUUGCACGCGUCGGGUAUUUGCGCCUGCACGUACCACUUCUUUUACAACCCCGCUGCACUCCAGUUCCUCGUCACGUCGCAGGCCGGCUUGACUCUGCUGGGCAACAUUACCUGUAUGAUUGCCGCCUUUCGCAUUGCCCAA
Molecule: messenger RNA, 279 nt
Organism: Phaeodactylum tricornutum CCAP 1055/1
Lineage: Eukaryota; Bacillariophyta; Bacillariophyceae; Surirellales; Neidiaceae
Exons: 1
Source: RefSeq, a predicted model, not a curated record